Molecule: messenger RNA, 2316 nt
Organism: Lepisosteus oculatus (spotted gar)
Lineage: Eukaryota; Metazoa; Chordata; Actinopteri; Semionotiformes; Lepisosteidae
Gene: rbm45
Product: RNA binding motif protein 45
Cellular component (GO): nucleus
Molecular function (GO): mRNA binding
Source: RefSeq, a predicted model, not a curated record
GUAAAGGGUUAGCGGCGGCGUGAGGUCUGAUUUUUUUUUUGUUAUCCGAGUGAUUCUAGGUUUUGGUCUGACAAACGGCAAACCGUAAGAGUGCACAUUUCCAAACCAGCCGCGGCCUAAGGUUAAGAAGAUGGAAGAUUAUAGUUUUAGGCCGUCCGUAGACAGUCUCGACGACCCUCCAAACAGCCGCUUGUUUUUAGUGACGAGCAAAUCCACUUCUGAAGAGGUGAUCCGUGAGCACUUUUCGGUUUUCGGAGAAAUUCAAGAUAUCUGGGUGGUGAAAGACAAGCAAACAAAAGAGUCAAAAGGGGUAUCCUUCGUUAAGUUCGCCAAAUCGUCGCAAGCAUGUCGGGCUAUGGAAGAAAUGCACGGGAAAUGUCUUGCAGAAGGAACCAAACCCAUUAAGGUGUUCAUUGCUCAGUCCAGGUCCUCAGGAAGCCAUCGGGAUGUAGAGGAUGAGGAGCUGACAAGAAUUUUUGUCAUGAUUCCCAAAACAUUUACAGAAGAUGAUCUCAAAGAAACAUUCAAGGAAUAUGGUGACAUAGAAUAUUGCGUUAUUAUAAAAAACAAAACAACUGGAGAGAGCAAAGGCUUGGCUUAUGUGAGAUAUCUCAAACCUUCCCAAGCAGCAACAGCUAUUGAAAACUGCGACAAAACCUUCAGAGCUAUUCUUGCUGAACCCAGGAACAAAAAUGUGACCACUGAAAAUGACUAUUUUAGCAAUGUCAGAACCGACCACGUGACCAGCGAUCCAGGAAUGAAUGCAUAUCAGUUUGCUGAGGCCGUAAAUUACGGAAUGGGAGAAAUGCGAAGCACGGAUAUUAUAACUCGGUGCUUGUUGGUGUCGUCAAGAGCAAGUAUAACGCAGGAGCAAGUUUACAGUCUCUUUGAUCUGAUUCCUGGGAUGGACUAUUGUGAGAUGCAGAGGGAUCCUUAUGGAUUUAACAAAGGUCAAGCUAUGGUCCGGUACAAUAACCUAGGCUCGGCUGUAUAUGCUAAGGAGAAGCUGAAUGGCUUUGAGUACCCUCCUGGAAACCGUCUGGCUGUUGUCUACGUAGAUGAUGGUGACGACAGGUCCAGCCCUGUGGGGAAGAUGGCCUUACAGUUGGUAACAGCCCAAAUGAUGUCUAUGGUGUGGAAUAGCCCUGCCGGCCAACAGUUAAUGAAAGCAAACACCAAUAAUGCGGAAGAGUUUUACCAGGGGUACGCAGCAGCCAGUGUUCCUCAGAUGCCCCGUGUCCAGACAGACGUAGCCUUGCCUCCCCACAAGAAGCUUGCCCCUUCCGACAGCAGAGUCAAAGAGCGGCUCUUUGUGGUCUUUAACCCUGCUCCCUUACCCGUGGACGUGCUGGAGGAUGUGUUCUGUCGAUUUGGAUCCCUUGUGGAGGUGUAUGUAGUGCCAGGCCGAAAUGUGGGCUAUAUCAAGUAUUCUGAAAGAAAGAACGCCAACGACGCGAUGGCGGCCCUGCACGGCAAAGUGGUGAAUGGCGUGAAGUUGAAGGUGAUGCUUGCGGACCCCCCCAAAGAAGAGUCUCACAAGCGUCAGCGGACAUACUAAUUCGCCAUCCGUGUGGAUUUGAGAUGAUUUAAAUGACAUGACCCUCAACAUGACUGGACAUAGAAACGAUGACUGGACGUCAUAGCUACAGACAGUGACUACCUUUUCGUGACAUUGCUACUAACUGUUUUUUUUCUUUUGUGUGUCUAGUUUUUAUCGCUUGUUGGAGCAAAGAAGUAAAUUAUCAUGAGACAUUAAUUUUGGGGUACGAAAAAGCAAUUGGUAUACAAUAAAAACUUUAGUUUGUGCUUUGGUUUCCAGUUUAGUAGUGAUGUCUGUACCUAGGUUUUUCUUCAAAGUUUUUGUUGAUUUUCUCUUUUUUUUUACAUUUCUGAAAAUACAAAUUCAUUUUUAAUAGAAAUUCCAAUUAUUAUUCAUCAAAUGUAGAUGCUCGUUUUUACCACAUUUGUUUUCGUUAAUAGUCUGUGGUAGAACUGUUUUAGCAGUUAUCAACAUUAUGAUAAUCUGGUUUUAUUUCAUUAAUAUUAGAAUUUGGGUCUGCACUAUUUCCAUUAGCAGGUUUAUCUUUGUACAUGUGCGACCAUGUUAUAAUGACUUACUGUUCCAGCUUCAAGGUUUCUUUGUUCAAGGGAUGUUCAACCUGUCCUUUUUAGACACUGCAACAGAAUUAUAAAAAGUUUUGCAUUAAGGUGUUUUUUGUGAUGGAGAAGUACUUUCUGAAAAAAGAUGCACGACACAUUGAGUCAUCCUUUCUGGUUUAUUUCUGUUAUUACAAAAUAAAAACUUCAACCAUGCUA